AUGGAUAGAUUAUUCCAUAGUACGCAGUCAUCAGGAAUUCCCGCCACUAUAGUAUCCGAUAAUGGAACUCAGUUUUUGUCCAAUGAAUUCAAGAGAAUGUGCUUUGGGCACGGUAUCCGCCAUGUGACGACUUCGCCUUACUACCCACAGCCCUCCCACGCAGAGCGUUUUAACCGUAAUCUGCGAUCAGCCCUCAUCGCUUUCCAUGCUAAAAAUCACGAGACGUGGGACCAAGAACUCCCUUGGAUUCAAUUUGCUUUUAACACAGCUGUUCAUGAAAGUCACAAGGCGGUGCCCUUCGAGUUGUUGUUUGGGUUUCCACCCAACAACCCUUUGGCUAAUAUUUGGAGGAUUGGGGACCUUCUGCCACCGCCUGGUACUCCUGAUGUUGCUAGCACUUGGGCAGCUGCCCGGCGAAAUCUUUUCAGGGCUAGGGAAUUGCUGAGGAGGAAGUAUAACAAGGGGCGUGUGGCUAACCCUUUCCGAGAGGGGGAACUUGUAUAUUGUAGAGCUCAUCCGACCAGUUCGGCCGUGGACAAAAGGGCUGCAAAGUUGUCUUAUCGGUGGACAGGCCCCCACCGUAUCUUUAGGUUUCUGACUCCGGUGACGGCUCUGUUGGGGAUCCCCAAACCGGCAAGGUUUAUCGAAAGGCACAUAUUUCUCAUCUAA
Molecule: messenger RNA, 669 nt
Organism: Homalodisca vitripennis (glassy-winged sharpshooter)
Lineage: Eukaryota; Metazoa; Arthropoda; Insecta; Hemiptera; Cicadellidae
Exons: 1
Coding region: 1-669 (222 amino acids)
Biological process (GO): DNA integration
Molecular function (GO): nucleic acid binding
Source: RefSeq, a predicted model, not a curated record